Molecule: messenger RNA, 2687 nt
Organism: Bacillus rossius redtenbacheri
Lineage: Eukaryota; Metazoa; Arthropoda; Insecta; Phasmatodea; Bacillidae
Product: ribosome biogenesis protein BOP1 homolog
Exons: 13
Coding region: 226-2649 (807 amino acids)
Biological process (GO): maturation of LSU-rRNA from tricistronic rRNA transcript (SSU-rRNA, 5.8S rRNA, LSU-rRNA); ribosome biogenesis
Cellular component (GO): preribosome, large subunit precursor; PeBoW complex
Molecular function (GO): ribonucleoprotein complex binding; protein binding
Source: RefSeq, a predicted model, not a curated record
GUUUGCGUGUGUGUGUUUUUGUGUUUUUUUGUGUUGAUGAUGCUGCGGUAGAUAAUAAACAAAUGUAAACAUUAGCGUUCACAUGUGCCUUUCUUCCGCGUGCGGCUAAAACGUUAUUUUACAAAGCUUCCACUUGGAGCGCUAAAACUUGUCCUUCGUUAUUAACAUUGGACUUUCCGUUCUGUUCCUUCCAUUUUCUAUGCUUUUAUUUAUUGUGUGUUGAAAAUGGAUAAAAGCCAUGCUGCGAAUAAGCGCAAAUUAAAAGAUUUAAAUUAUAGCACCGACUCUAGUAAAAAUGUAGCGGUUGAAGAGGCAGAAAUAGAUUUCACAAACACUGCAGUAGACGAAGGUGCUGAUGAUAGUUCAGAUGCAGAUGACUACUCGAGUGAUAAUGACUCGGGUGACGAGGGCGGUAGCAGUGAGGACGAGGGAGAAGAAGAAAAAGAAGAUGAAACUGACAGCGAAAAUGAAGCCACCAGUGGCUAUGGAGUCGAAAGCGGGGAUGAUUCCGACGAGUUAUCUUUCGAAGAGGAUGGCAUCAGUGAGGAAGACAGCGAUGAAGGCAUCAUUAAAAACUCCACAGUGGAGAAAGGACCUGAUGAGAGAAAGCAAAAAAACUUUAAACCUGCAAAAAGUUGUAAUGAAAGUGUCAAAGUAAACAUAUUGGAUAAACGGGUAGCUCUGAAAAAUAAAUUAAAAUAUGAAAAUGUUGAAAAGCAGGAUGCAGCGAAAGCAGCAGAAGAUGAUGAAUACAAAAGUGAUUCAUCUGAUGAAGAGGAUAUUCGCAACACAGUUGGCAACAUCCCUAUGAAGUGGUACGACGAAUACAAUCACCUCGGCUACGACUGGGAUGGGAAGCAGAUUUUGAAACCUCCUCAAGGGGACGCACUCGACAACUUUUUGAAGAGAAUGGAGGAUCCCAAUUUCUGGAGAACAGUGAAAGAUCCCCAAACAGGCCAAGAUGUGAUCCUGUGUGAUGCUGAUAUGGACCUCAUUCAGAGGAUACAGUCCCAGAAAGUACCAGAUCCUGAGUUUGACGAAUAUGCGCCAUGGGUCGAGUGGUUCUCCUCGGAGGUGAUGAAGAUGCCAGUGCGCAAGUUCCCCGAGCACAAGCGCUCGUUCCUGCCAAGCCGGUCAGAGAAGCACAAGGUGAGCCGCAUUGUGCACGCCAUCAAGAUGGGCUGGAUCAAGGUGAAGCCGAAGCGGAAACAGGAAGGGCCGCAGUUCUACAUGCUGUGGGGGAGCGACGACGGGGCGGAGCAGAUGCGCCGGAUACACAACCACAUCCCUGCACCCAAGCGGAACUUGCCAGGCCACGCCGAGUCCUACAACCCACCCUCCGAGUACCUGUUCGACAGUCGAGAGCUGAAGCGUUGGCACAAGCUGCAGGCCAAUCCGUGGAAGAGGAAGCUGCACUUCAUUCCGGAGAAGUAUGGCAGCCUGCGGGAGGUUCCUGCGUACCGGCGCUACACCCGUGAGCGCUUCCUGCGCUGCCUCGACCUCUACCUCUGCCCACGCGCUAGGAAGAUGAAGCUAAUGAUUGAGCCUGAAGACCUGGUGCCACAGCUGCCCAGCCCACAGGACCUGCAGCCCUUCCCCACGGCGCAGUCCCUGGUGUACGAGGGCCACUCCGACCUGGUGCGCUGCGUGACCGUCGAGCCGCGUGGCCAGUACCUCGCCUCUGGCUCCGACGACCUCACCGUCAAGAUCUGGGAGGUGGCCACAGCCCGCUGCGUGCGCACCGUCGCGGCGGGCGGCGUGGUGCGCUCCGUCAGCUGGUGCCCCAGCCAGGCCCUGUCGCUGCUCGCGGUCGCCGCCGACCGCAAGGUGCUGCUCGUGAACCCCCGCGUGGGCGACCGCCUGGUGGUGGCCAAGACGGACACCCUUCUCCGGGACCCCCCGCCGCAGCAGGACGUUAUAGUUCCAGAAAGAGUUAAGACAGCCGUCCAGUGGGAAGAAGUGAGUGACGAACUGUGGAACACGGGAGUGUGUAUCAUCAUCAACCACUUCAAAGAAGUGAAGCAGGUGGCGUGGCACGGCCGUGGGGACUACUUCGCCACGGUAAUGCCGGACGGACAGAACCGCUCCGUGCUGAUCCACCAGCUGUCCAAGAGGCGCUCCCAGAUUCCGUUCAGCAGGACUCGGGGCCUGGUGCAGUGCGUGCUGUUCCACCCGAUACGGCCCAUCUUCUUUGUCGCAACUCAGAAACAUGUCCGUGUCUACGAUUUGGUGAAGCAGGAGAUGAUAAAGAAGUUGAUGUCCAAUAGCAAAUGGAUAUCUUCCAUUGCAGUGCAUCCAGGAGGGGACAACGUGCUGGUGGGCACCUACGACCGCAAGAUGCUGUGGUUUGACCUGGACCUGUCCACCAAGCCGUACCAGACCCUGCGACUGCACGGCACGGCCGUGAGGAGCGUGGCCUACCACCCGCGCUACCCGCUCUUUGCAUCGGGCUCGGACGACCGCAGUGUCAUUGUCUGCCACGGCAUGGUUUACAAUGACCUGCUGCAGAACCCGCUGAUCGUGCCGCUCAAGAGGCUGAGCUACCACGAGCCGAGGAAUGACUUUGGGGUGCUCGACCUGGUGUUCCACCCAACGCAGCCGUGGGUGUUCUCCAGUGGCGGAGACCACACCAUCCGCCUGUACACCUGAACUUUGCUUCAAUAAAACAUGCCCUCUGCCCUCCACAA